AUGGAUAAGCCAAUAAAUAGGUCAUUGUACUCUCCGCUUGGCCCGUCGCAAAUCAGACUCCUGACGCUUCUACCUGGCGACUCGCAAGACCGGACCAUACAAUGCGCUUUAAAACAUGCCACCUUGCAGAUCGAAUCCGCUCGCGAUAUACAGUACUGGAGAGUUCAAGAAACCUUAUCCAGAUCAAAAACGCAACGGACGCUUCGACGAUGGAAAUCAAUUGGACAACCAGGCUACGAAGCGCUGUCGUAUUGCUGGGGUCCUAACGUGAUUUACGACUCAAUCGAUGUCAAUGGCCAUCAAGUGCCUGUGCGGCGAGGUCUUUGGACCGCUCUUCACUAUCUCAGGUAUCCUUCCGGUGGCAAGAAACGGAUUCUCUGGACUGAUGCUAUAUGUAUCAAUCAGGAUGACCUCGCCGAGCGCUCUGAUCAAGUGGCCAUCAUGUACGCUAUUUUCAACCGUGGAUCAGAAGUCAUUGUCUGGCUCGGCGAAGUAUAUGAUAAGAGCAACCUCGCAAUGAAAGCUAUUGAGAGAAGUACGAAAGACUAUUCAGUGGCCGAGGCAGAGGCAGAAGCAGAAGUCGAUCUACGUUCAGAGGCGGAUAUCCUAGUCGAAAGACAUCACGCGAUUUUAUCCUUCUAUAAUCGUCCCUAUUGGAGCAGAUUAUGGAUACUGCAGGAGGUUUGUCUCGCGAGAAAGCUCUCACUGCACUGCGGAACAAAGUCAGUCAGCUGGGAACAAUUCGAUCACUUCUGGAUCCAUUUUCGACGAUCUCCUGGCGUGAAUCCUGACCACCCUUCAGGUCCUGGAGCAUCGUACGCAAUCCCGGAAGGUCUGGAAAUGCUCAUGGACAUGAUGCAUCGCCGCACAUGCUUCAGCAACCGAGUGUUCGGUUUGUUGGGUCUUGUUCAUCAGCCGCUCGGAGGCCGAUCUCUACAAGCCGAUUAUUCUACGGGCCUGCAGCAGCUAUAUAUCGAUGUUAUGGAAUGGUAUGUGGAAAACGAAAACGACAACCUGAAAGCCGAAAUAUACGGCAAUGUUGUUUUGGAAAUGAGUCAAGUACUCCAGGGGGCAUUGGAACGUCCUUUCCAAAGAGGUCUCGAGACCACCCCGAGUUUGGACGUAUCAAAUAUGAGGUGCGAGUUUUGGAUGAAGCCCGACCAAAUUAUUGACUUGGUUCAAUUCGUCGGACCUUCGAUGCAAGUGCAGCAAUCCCAAGAUGGGAAAUAUCUAGAACUACACACAGACAGGGAUCUACGGCCACAGGAGCUUAUACCCGAAACCUCGAGUACAAUGUCUUUUGAUCCUCAUGAGUCGGAAGUUCUCAAUAGCGCUUGGGUAGUAUACCGCCAGCUCCGGUCACGAAGUAUCCCACAGCAUUUUCUUACCAUUGAUAGUACCUGUCGCGCCUUCAUCAGCACGGAAGGUAACAUUUACCUAGGCGGAUCUGAUGUCGCCGUUGGAGAUAGAAUUUACUUCGUCGAAGAGGAUACCGGCCAAGACUUAUGGACCUUUAAGGUCGAGGAACAUGAGAGUCGCCAAGAGAAUGAGAGUCCCCAGCGGACUGAUGCUGAGGUGACAGGCUCUGUGUAUCGUUGGGCACCAUCGGAGGAUACACCCGACAGCACGGCAUUCAUUCAGCAGUUGAAAAUGUCAGCACAGAAUGUCACAAUCCCCAAAUUCGACAAAACUACCCAUCGUACACUCAUGCUCAGCAUACAAGACAUCCAGAGGUUAACAGAUAGCCAUAAUUCAAUAAUCAUCUUUUAACACUAAACACCAUUUUCUAACUAUAUCUUUAUAUAUCUUUCAUAAAGACGUUGGGAUUGAGCUUAACUUUGAAAUAAUGCACAGCUUUAUAC
Molecule: messenger RNA, 1862 nt
Organism: Mollisia scopiformis
Lineage: Eukaryota; Fungi; Ascomycota; Leotiomycetes; Helotiales; Mollisiaceae
Product: HET-domain-containing protein
Exons: 3
Coding region: 1-1770 (589 amino acids)
Source: RefSeq, a predicted model, not a curated record